This is a messenger RNA of Gamsiella multidivaricata, 1407 nucleotides long. Its product is annotated as alcohol dehydrogenase, iron containing, 1. Bases 1 to 1407 code for a protein of 468 amino acids. Gene Ontology annotation, cellular component: mitochondrion. NCBI's taxonomy places the organism in Eukaryota, Fungi, Mortierellomycota, Mortierellomycetes, Mortierellales, Mortierellaceae. The transcript has 5 exons. The record is from RefSeq and is a predicted model, not a curated record. Gene Ontology annotation, molecular function: metal ion binding; alcohol dehydrogenase (NAD+) activity.
AUGAACAAGUCCUGCGCCUGCCCAGCCCAUUCGCACGCCCGCGCCAUCCAGAACCAACAGAACGUCAGCUGCGGAAAGCACCAUCACCACACCAAAGAAGGCAGCCACGACCAUAAUGACAAGAACCACGAGUACGCGUUCGAAAUGGCGUCGUCGACCAUGCGUUUCGGCGAGGGCGUCACCCGAGAAGUCGGCCAGGAUCUCGCCAACAUGAACGCCCAAAAAGUGCUUGUCAUGACUGAUCCCAACAUUGCCAAGCUGCCUGUUAUGAAGACUGUGAUCGAGUCUCUUAAGGCCAAUGGUGUCCCAUUCGUGAUCUACGACCGUACUCGAGCUGAGCCAACCGACCAGAGCUUCCAGGAUGCGAUCGACUUUACUAAGGCUCAUAAGCCGGAUGUCUUUUUGGCAGUCGGUGGUGGGUCAGUCAUGGAUACCUGUAAAGCCGCCAACUUGUACUCUCAUUAUCCAGAGGCGGACCUGCUCGAGUUUGUGAAUGCACCGAUUGGAAAGGGCAGUGUGAUCCAUAAGACGCUGUCUCCUCUUAUUGCCAUUCCAACUACAGCCGGCACAGGAAGCGAGACGACAGGAACAGCCAUCUUUGACUACAAACCACUGAAUGUCAAGACAGGAAUCGCCAGCCGCAAAUUGCGACCGACACUGGGCAUUGUCGACCCACUCAACACACGCACCAUGCCAAGUCAGGUUAAGAUCGCCUCAGGUCUGGAUGUGCUGUGCCAUGCAUUAGAAUCGUACACAGCCUUACCGUACCAGGAGCGUACACCUCGACCCGCCAACCCAGCCGAGCGUCCGGCGUAUCAGGGCUCGAACCCUAUUUCGGACAUUUGGUCUUUGGAGGCCCUGAGAUUGACUGUCAAAUAUCUGAAGCGCUCGGCCACGGACCCCCUGGACAUGGAGGCAAAUGACCAAAUGUGUCUUGCUGCAUCGGCUGCGGGGACUGGUUUCGGAUCUGCAGGUGUCCAUCUCUGUCACGGAAUGAGUUACCCCAUCAGCGGACUGAACAAGAGCUAUAAGCACCCGGAGUACAAUGUCGACCACAAAAUUGUCCCUCACGGCAUUUCUGUCGCGGUCACUGCCCCAGCCGUGUUCCGCUACACAGGCGAGGCCUGUCCUGACCGCCACCUCAAGGCUGCCGAGGUCUUCGGCGCAGAUAUCUCCAAGGUGCGCAAGGGCGAGAGCGCCGGCCCUUUGUUGGCAGAUCAACUGACAAAGUUCCUGGAAGGUUUGGGCGUGCCCAGCGGACUGGAGUCAUUGGGUUACACCAGGGCAGAUAUCCCAGCUUUGGUCAAAGGUACAUUACCACAGCACCGUGUCACGAAACUGGCACCCCUGCAAACAGGUGCUGAAGCGCUAGAGAGGAUCUUUGAGGAUGCCAUGAAGAACUAUUAA